Molecule: messenger RNA, 6734 nt
Organism: Grus americana (Whooping crane)
Lineage: Eukaryota; Metazoa; Chordata; Aves; Gruiformes; Gruidae
Product: organic cation/carnitine transporter 2-like
Exons: 10
Coding region: 274-1947 (557 amino acids)
Biological process (GO): transmembrane transport; carnitine transport
Cellular component (GO): membrane
Molecular function (GO): transmembrane transporter activity; ATP binding
Source: RefSeq, a predicted model, not a curated record
GGCAUGCCGGGAGCCGCCCGCGCCGGCCUGAGGCGGCUGGGCCGGGGCGGGCAGGGCCGUGGCUGUGGCGGCAGCUCCCCCGCGGCGGCGGCAGCAGCGGCCGGCCCCACCUGAGGGGCCUCCGCCUGCAAACCCCACCCCCGGCCGCUCCCCCGCCGGCGAGGCCCGGCCCAUGGCGAGGCGUUCGGCGGGCUGCGCGGCGGCUCGGGGCGGCCGCUUCCUGCCCGCGCCAGACGGGCCAGCAGGUAGCGGCGGCCGCAGCUCGGCCGGGCCAUGCGCGACUACGAGGAGGUGACCGCCUUCCUGGGCGAGUGGGGCCGCUUCCAGCGGCUCGUCUUCUUCCUCCUCAGCGCCAGCAUCAUCCCCAACGGCUUCAACGGCCUCUCCAUCGUCUUCCUGGCCGGUACCCCCGAGCACCGCUGCGCCGUGCCCCGCGGGGCCAACCUGAGCGGCGAGUGGCGCAACGCCAGCAUCCCGCUGGAGCUGCGGGGCGGGCGGGCCGUGCCGAGCCGCUGCCGCCGCUACCGCCUGGCCGCGCUCGCCAACUUCUCGGCGCUGGGGCUGCGGCCCGGCUCCGACGUGGAGCUGGGGUCGCUGGAGCAGGAGCCGUGCCUGGACGGCUGGGAGUACAGCCGCGAUGUCUACCGCUCCACCAUCGUCACCGAGUGGAAUCUCGUAUGUGACAACGACUGGAAGGGACCCCUGAGCACCUCCCUCUUCUUUGUGGGUGUCCUGCUCGGAUCUUUCGUAUCGGGACAGCUCUCAGACAAGUUUGGCAGGAAGAAUGUACUGUUUGCAACUCUGGCAAUGCAGACUGGCUUCAGCUUCAUACAGGUCUUCUCUACCAGCUGGGAGAUGUUCUCAGUGUUCUUUGUGCUGGUUGGCAUGGGACAGAUAUCUAACUACGUGGCAGCAUUUGUUCUUGGCACAGAAAUUCUUGGCAAAUCAAUUCGUGUGCUGUUCUGCACGCUAGGCGUUUGCAUAUUUUAUGCCUUUGGCUACAUGUUGCUGCCACUGUUUGCUUACUUCAUCAGAGACUGGCGGAUGCUGCUGCUGGCACUUACUUUACCUGGGCUGCUCUGCAUCCCGCUCUGGUGGGUCAUUCCAGAAUCUCCACGGUGGCUGAUCUCCCAGGGAAGAUUUCAGGAGGCAGAAGACAUCAUCCGAAAGGCUGCAAAAACUAAUGGCAUUACAGCCCCAGAUGUAAUACUUGACCCUGGUGAGCUGCAAGAUAUGAAUUCCCAGAAGCAACAGACGUACACCAUUUUGGAUCUAAUGAAAACCCGAAAUAUCCUAACUAUCACAAUUAUGUCAGUGAUUCUUUGGAUGAUAAUCUCUGUCGGUUAUUUUGGACUUUCUCUUGACACACCUAACUUGCAUGGAGACGUCUAUGUGAACUGCUUCCUCUCGGCAGUGAUUGAAGUUCCAGCCUACAUUAUUUCCUGGCUGCUGCUUCGAAAUCUCCCUCGACGGUAUUCAAUGGCUGCUGCGUUAUUCUUGGGAGGCUGUGUUCUUCUCUUCAUUCAGCUGGUGCCUUCACAUAUUCGUGCGCUAUCUAUUCUACUGGUGAUGUUAGGGAAAUUUGGGAUCACAUCUGCCUUUUCAAUGGUUUAUGUUUACACGGCUGAGCUCUAUCCAACAGUAGUGAGAAACAUGGGAGUUGGAGCAAGUUCCAUGGCCUCUAGGCUGGGCAGCAUCCUCUCACCUUACUUUGUUUACCUCGGUGCCUAUGAUCGAUUCCUGCCUUACAUCCUGAUGGGGAGCCUGACUGUGCUAUCAGGAAUUCUGACUUUAUUUCUGCCGGAAAGCUAUGGUAUGCCUCUUCCGGACACAAUUGAGCAAAUGCUGUUGGUGAAAGGAUUAGAAUACAGACCUGCAUCUAGUAGCACAAGGGAUUCCAAGGAGGAAGAAGAAAAUCCGGAGAUUUUUAAAAGCACAGCUUUUUGAUGGAACUCCCGUGUACUUGUUGGUGGACUGAAAGUUAAAUGGACUUUUCUUCUAAUAUUCAUUCUAGAAAGGGCUAGUGGCAACACUUUGUUUCCUGUAAUUUUAACCUUAUUUAUUAAUUUAAACACUGUGUUCCAUACAUUCUCUUUUUAUAUGAACAUAAAUACUGUAUAGCCUUCAAUGAGACUUUUCAGCCACAGUUGUUCUAAUGCAAUAGUAUGAUGGAACGGUAUCUGAUCAAUCCGUUGUAAUUUAAGUGUAUAGUUCAGCUGAAAGAUACUUGAAAAUGAGUUCAAGGGCUGGCAGGGUACCUGGAUUCCUUGGUGAACCUUCUCCAGAACUAAUGCACAUCAAGAAGUAAAAUUGCCAGGAAAAGCUGCUCGUUGGUUUUGAUUCCUUGACUUCUGUCUCUGGACAGGUAACUUAUUUAUUACAGUGAAGGUUAUGAGAAUGUGCCUCUCUGCAGUCUUACUCAAAUGACUUUGCACGUGCUGAAUUUGUUACCAAGUUCAGAAAGAUGCAAAGAAAGAUUUUGAGAAUUAAUUCUAACUUGAUAUAUUUUAACUCAACAUAGAUUGAAAGGAUUGUCUCGCACAAAAUAUUUGUAGCACUGGAGUUUUGCUCACAAAAGUCACUUGAUUCUAAUGCUGGUUUUCAACUGUACCUGUACGGUGAAGUUGUUUACAUCUGACCCUGGAUGUGGCCUGCUUCCCGGCUGUGUGUAUCUUAAAUAAUGCAAAAGGUUCAUCUGUGUAUGGGAAGGGAGCGGUGUUAGUUUGGGGUUCUUCCAUUUCGAUGUCUGUUGGAAGUUUUAUGUCUAAAUUGUUUUAAUGUCUUCUGUGCAAUUUGGAUGAUGGAAACAAUUCUGCUGUCUUUGUUCUGUGCUUUUUCACGUGCAUGCACAUACACAUGCACACAAUAUAUUUAGAGCUAAAUUUUUGUGUUAAUCUAUGCCACUGCAUUGACCUCAUGAUGGAAUGUGUCUAGAACAAAAUUCAGAAUGGACUUCUCAAGUGCCAACUGCACGAUUGCUGUGAGGUCUGUUAUUUCACUUAACUCCUGUAAUCAGUGAAUUGUUUUCAAAUUGUUCUAAAAAAACCCCCAACAACAAACCUUGUUGACAGUCUGCCAAGAAAUUGUUCCUUGGGUCACAGAAACACCCUUGGCAUUACCCGCGUUCCUUUAAAAAUAUACAAUAUAUAUGUACGCUCAGUCUCAUUUGUGCUAUUCUGACCACGCAUUACGUUACACUUCGACAGACGUGAGUGGUGAAAGAUUUCUCUCUCGUGGCACUUGUUUGUGUACGUUCUGUCGUGUAGAGGCUUACUAAACAGAACCCAAACCGUUGUAGCCAAAGCCGUUAGGGGCCUUACUCUGCCGCAGCAGCUGCUGGUGGAAGUUUUGCAUUUUCCUACUGUAUUCACAUACCUGGGUGGCACCAGCUGAUUCCAGUCUUUUGUGAACCAGUACCCCAUAUUCUGUCCCUGAUAACCAGCUCCAGUAGUCGGACUGAUGCGCUGGUGUGUGUCCUCCAGGCUGCUUGUCUUAAAAACAGGAAAAAUAGAAAAAACUGUAAAGCCUAUAGUAGUUUGGUUUGUUGGGUUUGGUGGUUGGUUUUUUUAAACUCUUCCUACCAGUGUCUUGAGCUUUACAGUUUGCUCCACUUUCCCUGCAUUUUUCUCACCUACUUGUUUGGUAUUUUAAUUUCUGGAUGCAGCAGGAAGUUGGCCAGUGUUACCGGUCAGAGACUGAUACAGAGAAACGUAGUUUUGUCGUGUCGUCAGUUCUUACGAGGAGAGAAAUCCCGACGUUUGGGCAGGUUCAGUGUCACUCCUGUUUAAUAGCCUGACAGGCCCUUGGUGGAUGGCAUUAGAAUGCAGCGUGUGAUUUGAAACUAGUGCAAAAAUUCAGAAUCUGGAUUUUUUUUCUACCCAUACUGCACAUCAUAUAAUAACCUUGACAUGAGCAAACACGUGUCAGGAGGGAGCGUGUAACAGCCAGUUUCCCUUGCCCAAAAGACAUGAUAUCAUUUGUCAGGCUUACUACCUUGUUUGAAAUAUUCAUUACAAACUUAAGUAUAUGUUCUAAAACUUGGUAUGGAUAUUUCUCUUUGUAAACCUUAUUUUUAGAAACUGGAACAUUUAGAUGCAGCUUCUUUUCUGUGUGUUGUAGCAGAAUUAUCUGAUAACCGCAGGAAUCUGAGGCAAAACACUUUUAGCUGCAACUUCCUUGUAAUGAAUUUGCCAGUGUAAACAACCGUGUCCCAUAAGUCUCUUCCUGUAAACUAUUUCAGAAAAUAUCCUGAAAUGUAAGAUCCAUGCUUGCCUGAUACACAAUCUAGUGGAAAUUCCUGUCCUAAACUAGAGUCCAUUUAAUGUCUGAUUUGAGCUGUAAUUUCUUAUCCACUGUUUUAUCCAGGUAUAUGCCUUAACAGUGAGACUUCUGUUCUUGAAUAUUUAAAUAUUCUUACAUUUACUACAUUUUUGGUGGGGUUUUUUGUUUGUUUGUUUUUAAUCCAGCCAAAUUGGGGAAUUUCCUGGUUAUGACUAAUACUACAAAACACAAUGGCAAUUUCUUUGUGUCAAAAAACCCCCUUUUUUUUUUUCCUUGCUCAUCUUUUUUUUUAAAAACAAAAAGUAUGAGUCAGAAAUGUAGAAUACAUUUAACAUAGCAUCCUGGGUUAUGCUGGUUUGUUUUUUUUUCUCUUACUCUCUCAAGUUUAUCUCUAAAACAAGGAGCUUGUUCUAGUGGGUAGGCAGAAUCCAGCUAAUAGGUAUUUCCAGAAGAAAUUGAGGGAAUGUUUUCAUACAGGUAGGUGAUCCGAUCUGUGCAAAUAAGAUGAGAGGAACUGACCCCAUAGCUGGCAAAUCGUAGAGUGGCAUCGGUGCUGGCAGCAGGUGAGAUUUGCAGCACUAAGCAUGGCUACGGAUAUACCCGCAGAGUAGAGCACGGGUGCUGCACCGUGCCUUGGCUUUGAAAGGCGUCUGCCGAGUGCCGCGUUUCCCAAUGUGACCGACUCCUAGGCAGCGGGAGGUGUUGUUAACGGACACGUUGGCAUGUCACUUUGCGUUACCCUGAUGCCAAGCAGGAUUGGGACCGACUUUCUGAGACUCUGCUGUAACCGGACCGCUUUGUCACUCAAGUUUUUGCGACGUUUCUCUCCCCCCUGCAGAGCUGUUGUGUGAAAUGAGUCAAGGUCCACGUGGGAGACGCUUCUCUCGGCGUCAUGGUGGGACGCACCACGGCUGCACGGGACAGCCUUGAAUCCCAAGGUGAAGUCACACGCAGAUUGUCCCUUCUGUAAAGAGUUGAGGGGGUUUAGUACCAGUAUUUGAAUGCACCUAAACACACCUGUCUUGCCUAGUGUGCUGGCUAGCGGGGAAGGACUUGUUCUGCUGCACUCUGGGCAAGCUAGUGCUUUUGCUCCUGUUAUCCUCAAAGUAGUAGUGAGAGACACUUCGUAAGGGGGAAGGGUCAGAAUUUGCCUUUGAAAGAGGAGUUGUGAUAAACCUAUGAGCUCGUUGUACUGCAGAGGAAGAUAAGAUAGACUUUGAUGGAGGAAGAGAAGAUAGACUUUGACGUUAAGGCUAACCUUAACCUGGGAAAUACCGAAUGGUUUUGGUGCCCAUAACCUGUACUACAGCAGCAAUACAGGUUAGACAAAAUUAGCUGAUUAGGCAGAAAUCUCUGUUGCUAGAGAACUAUGCACAGUACAGUAUCUUCACCAAGCAAAAACAGCAUAUGGCCUCGAGUUGGGAACUAGGAUCCCAACCUUUCUGCUCUUAGAGUGACUUCUUUCAUCACCUUGGGCAUGUCACAUAAUCCUGUGACCUCAGUUUCUUUGCUUGCAAGUGGAAAUAGCAUUGACUCAAAAAGUAUCAUAAUUUCUUGUGAUGUUCAUGUUCCACAGUCCAGUCAUUAGAUUCUCUGUUUGACUCUCCUGACGGUGAAUGUAAUGCUCACACGAGCAUCACUUGGUAUUUCGUUUUUCAGUAGCAGGAAACUUUGGCUAACUUCUGACACUGUUUUUGUUAAGAGGUGUGAACACCUCCUCCCCCAUUGCCAAGUUACCGUUGGGAAGAAGAAAGCACGGGGAGGUGGUGCAGUGCCAGGGGAAUUGGACUGCAGUAAGUCAAGCCCAGGAUUGGGUUUUGAAUGCUUAAUCAUAUUCUUUUAAUUGCACAGCCCCUUCACAGUUCUACACAAAACUGCCUUCCGCAUCCCACCUGUGAGGUGUUGGUGAACAUUUUCACUGUGUACCUAACUACAUUGUAAAAAUACUCUUCUUUCAGGCACUUUUGAGAUAUGAUGAUGCUAAUGCUGUAUUGCUGAUCUCAUGGAAUUUGAGAUUAAUGUGAGUUAUACUCCUCUCUGCUUUACAGCCGGUUCUGUGUUACGGCCUCAUGCAGAGGGGCUCUUCUUUUAAUGCUCUCCAGGGGCCUGUGCACAUGAGUGCAGUAAGUGCGUGAGGAAACUGUCUGUCUGUGCAAAUAAAUACCUAUUUCAGUAUUUGUAGAAUAGAACCUCAAUCUUGGCGGUUGUAAACAGUUUUCUUCAAGUAUAGAAUCAGCUCAGGCACCAUAACGCCUUACUUACAAAUGCCUUUGGGGGUACUUUAGUAAUGGCCACAGCCUUGUAUGUAGAAAGACAGAGAAAUUUCUUUUAAGAAUGUAAAUAUUUCUGGCUGUAAUUAAAUUGAUUCUUACCUAGUUCUUUUUUUUUUAAUAGAAAAAUGCUUGGUUUUUGUGAAAUUCAGAAUAAAAUCAUAUCUGGAACUAUCUUUAAAA